UCAAAACAUUCGUAAUGAAGAGGAGAGUAAUUGUGAAAAAGAAAAAAGUCGUCGGCAAGCGGAAUUCGGUGUCGUUCGAUCAACAAGAUCCCGGACAGCCGAGAUUCAGCUUCUCUGGAAGAGUACAGGAGCUAGUCGAGGGCUAUAAUUCGGCCAUACAGCUGCUGGCGCCCAAGUGGCCCUGGUUUCUCUACCCCGGAUAUCUGACAUACGCCGUAUACUGGCGUUACGCCAAAUAUUACAAGGGCAAGUUGCUGCUGACCCCCAUUCCGAACCGCCUCUACGAUCUGCUGAUCAAGAACGAGCUGAUCAAGUCGGAGCACCUAGUGUUUGCCAGCCAGGAGGUGUACGACAACUAUGCGGAAUCGCCGGACGUCAACUUUGUCAACUUGGUCAUCCGCGGGAGGAGGGUAAGGAUCGGUAAGCCGUUAGCUUCAGAUGAAGGAAAUACGACCCAAACGGUUAUCAAGCAAAUGCUUCAGGAGGCGCCGCAUACCAUUGUGGCCCAGAUCCUGCCGGCUGUCCAGUGCCAAGCCAAUUGUCUGUAUGUUCAGGAGAACUUCUACGGCAACAUAUUGGAUCGCUUUCGAAUCCGCUCCAACUGUUGGGUGCAGGUGGAGCAUUUUGCCGACGAGCAGACAAUACCUGGAAUAGCAACCAAAGCUCACGUGUACUUAAUCGCGGAUGCCCACGAACUUCCCGCCGAACUGACAGAGAUUAUCCUGAGCAACUAUUUUAAUACACCUCGACUCAUGCAUCGUGGACAUACCUACCGCAUUGAGGUCAACGCGGAGUUGGUGGGCACUGCGACUUAUGCCCACUAUUACCUGAUAUUCGCUCAUCUAAGCCACGUCCACUUAAAAUGUAUUCACUUGGAGACGAAGGGCAGCGAGUUCGAGCUGCAAGCGGUUGUAGCCAAAAACUUUAGCAACCUCGUUCAAGUACCGGCAUCUCACAGCUUCCUACCUCGUCAAAUGCUUGACAGCAUGGCCAUCGUUGAGAACUACCCAAGUGGUCUGCGAAAGCCUUAUAAACUGUUGCGCUCCUCGGUAGAUGCCUUCCUGCCAAAGAAGUCCUCCUGCCUGUCCUCAAAGCACAUCUUUCCUGUGUUCCUGCUUCAUGGCGAGCGAGGAUCUGGCAAAUCGAAGCUCGUGAACGCCGUAGCCCAGGAGUUGGGAAUGCAUAUUUACGGAGCAGACUGCGCCGAGAUUGUUUCGCAAGUUCCCUCCCACACGGAGAUGAAGCUAAAGGCCGUAUUCGCCAAGAGCCAAGUUUGCGAACCGCUUAUGAUUUGUUUCCACAACUUCGAGAUAUUUGGCAUAGACAACGAGGGCAAUGAGGAUUUGCGUCUGCUUUCCGCCUUCCACGUGCAAGUCCAGGAACUCUUCAACAGGGACCGCAAGCAUCCGAUUGUAGUGGUGGCUUUGACUAGCGACAGACACCUCAAACCAAUGAUACAAGGACUUUUCCUGGAGAUUAUAAACAUUGAUAUGCCCAGCAAGGAGGAGCGAUUCGAGAUUCUUCGUUGGAUGCACGUGCGCGAGACUUUCAACGAUGUAAUCUACAACCAGAAGGCCAUCGAGCAAUUGCCCUUGUUCUCGCGGGAAAAUCAGUCGCAGUUCAUGUCACGCAUUUCUCCCAGUUGGAGGCAAACGCUCAAUGUCCUGCAGGACGUGUCUGCAAAGUCACAGGGCUUUUUGCUGGGCGAUCUACAGUUGCUCUACGACAACGCGGUUCGCAUGAAGAUUCGCAAUAGGUUGGGUAGGAGCACCCUGGAUAUGUCCCACUUUGCCAAGAACCUUACCGACAUGCAGAGCUCUUUCGCGGACAGUUUGGGUGCGCCCAAAGUACCGAAGGUUUAUUGGUCGGAUAUAGGUGGUUUGGCCAAGCUUAAAGAUGAGAUCCAAAGCAGCAUCGGCCUGCCGCUUAAGCAUGUUCACUUAAUGGGCAAGAAUCUACGAAGAUCGGGAAUCCUGCUUUACGGUCCCCCAGGAACAGGAAAAACACUGGUGGCCAAGGCUGUCGCCACCGAGUGCAACUUGAGUUUUCUUUCUGUUCAAGGUCCUGAGCUAUUAAACAUGUACGUGGGCCAGAGCGAGCAGAAUGUGCGCGAGGUCUUCUCCAGGGCUCGUUCUGCGGCGCCUUGUGUGCUCUUCUUGGACGAACUGGAUUCCCUGGCUCCCAAUCGAGGUGUGGCUGGUGAUUCUGGUGGUGUAAUGGAUAGGGUGGUGUCGCAGCUCUUGGCGGAAAUGGAUGGAAUGAGCGAUGGCGACACUAGCAAACCCAUAUUCAUUCUGGCCGCCACCAAUCGCCCCGAUCUUAUUGACCCCGCUCUCUUGCGUCCCGGUCGCUUUGACAAGCUUUUCUACGUGGGACCCUGUUCAACUGCCGAAGACAAGGCAGCCGUUCUGCGUGCUCAAACCCAGCGAUUCGCUUUGGAAGCCGGGGUGGACAUGGAACAGAUUGCCGAGCGUUUGAAGAGUGAAAUGAGCGGAGCAGAUCUGUACUCCAUCUGCUCGAAUGCAUGGCUCUCGGCUGUGAGACGCACCAUAGACGGACACUUGAGUGGAGCAAUAACAGAGAAGGAACUGGUGCCAGAGAACGUAAUCGUGCAGGUGGAAGACUUUACGAAGUCUUUCAACAAGUUUGUACCCUCGAUCAGCGCCAAGGAUCUGGAGUAUUUCAACAACCUUAAGGCUUCUUACAGUGUCUAAAUUAUGCGCAGCUGGUUAACUAGUUCUAAGAUUCACAAUUCCCAGCGAGCUUCCACUCGUUUGAACCAUCCGAAGGUGGAACUCUCAUAUGAAAUAGGAACCAGCGUGUUGGAGGGCGACUCUAAUUACUUCGGAAGACAGCAGGAGGUACGUGAUCCCAAUUAACCUUUGGGAAGUGGGUUCUUAUCAUUCCGGACAAAACUUCGCCCCAUGCAGAGUAGGAAAACUGCGUCUUCUGAUUUAAAUGAUCCCUGCGAUGAUCUGCACUCUAUAAUCUCG
Molecule: messenger RNA, 2993 nt
Organism: Drosophila teissieri
Lineage: Eukaryota; Metazoa; Arthropoda; Insecta; Diptera; Drosophilidae
Gene: Pex6
Product: peroxisome assembly factor 2
Exons: 5
Coding region: 15-2714 (899 amino acids)
Biological process (GO): protein import into peroxisome matrix
Cellular component (GO): peroxisomal membrane; cytosol
Molecular function (GO): ATP hydrolysis activity; ATP binding
Source: RefSeq, a predicted model, not a curated record